AAAUAAAUAAAUAAAUCAACAAGGGGAUACGAAUCUAUUUAAACACCAUCUUCCUCUUCCUCCUCUGCUAGCAUCGCUCGGUGUAGACGCGGGGACAGGGGGGAAAAGGCGCGUCCGCUUUCUGCCGGGGACGAGUAGGCUACAGCAGAGCGGGAUAAUUCUGUGUAAUUCUGCACGGAAAACGGGUCCGAGCGAAGAUUAUUCCAUCAACCAGAGGAGAGGACGCCACCGACAGAUCUAGCACCAUCCAGAGAGAAUCGUCAUUUUAUCAAGUCUAAAGACAAGGCUCUCUUGCUGGCUGCUUUUUUCUUGUUAAAUUGUAUGCCUACUGGGGAAAUCAGCCUAAGAGCGCAAACUGACAUCAUUUUAAAACGGGAAAUACGGUUGGAUACGUAAAGAAGGCUGAUUAUUUAUUGAAAGGAUAUUAAUAUUACCACCGAAGAAAAACGUCGGCCUCUCGCGUGUGGCAUAGAUCAAUUUACACUUAACCUAUAUUUGUUAGGCUAUAUGAGUUGAGCAAAUAGGUGUUUAUGCUAGAGGAGGUUGUUACAUAAGGACCGGCUCAAAAGUGCUAGAAUAAACGCCGUAAAACUGGCACAUAGCGAGAGAACGACACAGCCUUGCGUAUGAAUAGGCUAUCCAUGUUAGAGAAUACGCAUCAGCGUUACAUUUCCAUUUAAUCUUGAAAUAUCCACCAUUUUAAUCAGUCGUGACUGUUUGUGAUCUCAACUAUUUAUAUUUAUAAGGCCAUAUCCUUAGAGGAUAUUUGGGAGGACAUUCUGGAAUCAGGGCGAUACACAAGAUAUUUAUUUUAGGGCUCAAUUGCCGUUUAAUUGUUGAGGGUGACGCCACAGAGAGAAGAUGUCGGGACAAACGCUGACGGAUCGCAUCGCUGCUGCUCAAUACAGCCUCACGGGAUCGGAGGUGGCUCGUGCUGUCUGUAAAGCCACUACGCACGAGGUGAUGGGGCCCAAGAAGAAACACCUGGAAUACCUCAUCCAGGCGACCAAUGAAACCAAUGUGAACAUCCCGCAGAUGGCUGACACACUGUUUGAGAGGGCAACCAAUGCCAGCUGGGUGGUGGUGUUCAAGGCCCUGGUCACCACACAUCACAUGAUGGUCCAUGGAAAUGAGAGGUUCAUCCAAUAUCUGGCCUCCAGGAACACACUCUUCAACCUCAGCAAUUUCUUGGACAAGACAGGCUCCCAUGGCUACGACAUGUCAACCUUCAUCAGACGCUACAGUCGCUACCUGAACGAGAAGGCAUUUGCGUAUCGACAGAUGGCCUUCGACUUCGCUCGGGUGAAGAAGGGUGCUGACGGGGUGAUGAGGACGAUGAGCACAGAGAAGCUCUUGAAGGGCAUGCCAACUCUCCAGGGCCAGAUCGACGCUUUGCUGGAGUUUGAUGUUCAUCCUAAUGAACUUAUAAAUGGAGUGAUCAAUGCAGCGUUUCUCCUGCUUUUCAAGGACCUCAUUAAGUUGUUUGCCUGCUAUAACGAUGGGAUUAUUAAUUUACUAGAGAAAUUUUUUGAAAUGAAGAAAGGACAGUGCAGGGAUGCACUUGAGAUCUACAAGAGAUUCCUAACACGAAUGACCAGGGUGUCCGAAUUCCUAAAAAUAGCCGAGCAAAUAGGGAUUGACAAGAAUGAUAUUCCUGAACUUACUCAGGCCCCUGAGAGUCUCCUGGAAUCCUUGGAGACACACCUGAACACACUUGAGGGGAAAAAAGGGUCACCGACCAAGGGGUCUCCUUCAAAUAAUGGCACACCAUCCAGCACUCCAGCCAAGACCUCCGACUCCACCUCUCCCCCUGCUGAAUCUGCUCCCCUGUCUGCUGGGGCUGCUUCCAAUGCUCUGUCAAAUGACCUGUUGGAUCUUGACCUCCUGUCAUCUGCCCCCCAGCCAGCUGGGGCAGCAGCUGCAGCUGCCCCACCCACAUCCUCCUGGGGAGAUCUCCUCGGGGAAGAUUCCCUGACUGCUCCUGCAGCGCCCGCUAGCACCUGCGAGGCCCUUCUGUCAGAACCAGCCCUCACUGCAGACUCCGCCUCCGCUCCAGCCGCUGCCACAGCCAGCGCUGCUCCCGCUGCCACGGCGACUGCUGCUCCGCCGGCUGCUGAGGCCACGCCUGCUUCUGCAGUUUCCGCCUCAGCGCCACCAGCAGCCUUGCCUGUCCCCUCCGCGGCCUCAGCCCCCUCAGACGUGGAUCUCUUCGGAGAUGCAUUUGCAGCUUCUCCAGGCGACGGCCCAGCUACCGGUGAGGAUGGGACACCAGCUGCCGCGCCCACACCUGCUUCUGAUGCAUGUGGUGGUAGUGACCCCUUUGCCCCAUCCGAAGGCAGUGCAGAUGUUGCCCAAGAGCUGGACCUCUUUGCGAUGAAGCCCGCAGAGACCAGUGCCACCGUAGUAACCCCCACCUCCAGCGCCCCACCAACCAUCGCCCCCCCAGCAGCAGCCCCCGCCACUCCUGCACCUCCCUCCGCCAGCUCGGCUGCCGCCGCUCCAUCACUAGAUAUCUUUGGCGAUUUAUUUGAUUCAAUGCCUGAGCAAAGCUCCUCCGCAGCAUCCAAAGCAGACGCUACCCAUAGCGUAGACCUGUUUGGGGCAGAUCUCCCUGCGACCUCACGAGGGUCUUCUCCUUUACCUGAAGCCAAUGUGACUGCUGAUCUCCUUUCUGAUGCGUUCUCCGCACCAGUGGCCCCGCCUGCACCUGCAUCUCCUGUUAAAGCAGAUGCCGGAGGUGUGCUGGACCUGUUUGGGGACACAUUCGGCAGUCCUGUAGAGUCCCAGCCUGCCGCACCUGGAGUGCCUGCUGCUGACCUGCUGGGAGGGUUGAUGACCCCCAGCCCAGCUCUCGCUCCAGCCGCCACCCCGACCCCGGCCCCGGUGCCAGCGCAGAAUAACCUCCUGGAGUCUGGGCUCGAUGCGGCCUUCUGCUCGCCCCCAGCUCCGGCCUCGGCCCCCGCAGCCCCGUCCACUGGCUUCGAUGCCUCAGUGUUUGAUGGAUUAGGGGACCUACUCAUGCCUGCCGUGGCCCCCCAGGGACCUCCGGUAGUCCCCAUGGCUGGGGGCGGGGCUGCAGGGGCUCCACCUACAAAGGCAAUAGGAGGCGACCUGGACUCAUCUCUAGCAAGCCUGGUUGGAAAUCUGGGCAUGGGAAAUCAGAAGAAGGACUUGCAGUGGAAUGAGAAGAAGCUGACAGGAGGGGCCAGCUGGCAACCGCAGGUCGCCCCCACCAGCUGGGGUGCACCCGGCUCACAGAUGCCUGGCUCCUCCCCUGUGGCUCCAGGGGCCACACCCCCAGCUGGGGCCAUGCCCCCUCCCAUGGGGGCACAGCCAGGAUUCGGCAUGCCCCCAGUGGGUGGAACUGGAGCUCCCAUGAUGCCUCAGAUGUUCCCCCAGCCAAUGAUGAGACCACAGUUCCCAGGAGCACCAGGAGCGCCGCUUUCCCCAGGACCUGGCGCUGCUCUCCAGAGCCCUAAAAAGCCUCCCACCAAGGACCCCCUGGCAGAUCUCAACAUAAAGGACUUCUUAUAAACCCCCAGUUGCUCUGGACCACACCCCGACCCCCCAGCCAAUAACAGCACCCCUGGAAGCAUCUGCAUGGUGUCCUGCUUAACCUCCAAGGACACCAGGAGAUCCCAGCAAGAUAAUGGAACCUACAUCCCCACCUUCACCCCUGCCCAACCCUUACAUGCUCCACUUGGUCUUAAUAGCACAGUGUGCAGCCCUGAAGAGUCUGCUUAUCUCUAUGUUCUCCUUUCUCGAAAACUAAACUGAAAAGUGACAAAAAAAAAAAAAAACUCAAAUGGAAAAAAAUGGUGUACUUUGAUCCUCCCUUUUUCAUUGUGGGCAUUUGAGUUGAAUGAUGGGUGUGUGUGUGUGUGUGUUGAUGCCUUUUUUGCGCUUUAGCUCCGCCCCCUUUCAGGGUGACGGGCGGGUGGCCGUCCUGUAGUGACUGGUGUUUGUGUCGUUUGUGGCGGAAGGUUUUUGAUGUACAUAAAUCUCCCAAAAUCCCAGGAUUUCCUCUCUACUCUGUAUGUCUGCUCCAGAAAUUGAUGUGAAUCUGAUAUCAAACUAUAAGUCAUGUGACAUUACUUAUUGCUAGUCAUAAAUCUUAACUUGUUUCGGAAAACAAAUAUAUAUAUAUUAUAUAUAUAAAUAUAUAAUGUGCAGGAUUCUGAAACCUACAACACCCUCCAGUGUUUUUCUUUCAUUUAGGUUUUUUUUUAAUUCUUUAUUUUGCGGUUUCAAAUUUUUCACAUUUCUCUUUCAAUGCUAAAGGUUAUUUAUAUUUUCAUGAAUUUCUUUGUUGAAUAAUUGUCAAAUAAAGCAGCCAUAUGCAUUUCAGGACAUUUUAUCUGCACGUUAACUUAUUCAUCCUUUUUUUCUUAUUUGAGAGAAAAAAGUUAUAUUUUUAGUUUUUAUUGUAGAUAUAGAAAUUAAAUGUUUUUAAAGUGAAAACAAUGAAUCGCUAACAGUUAACUGUCCCAGGAUGAGAUCACAAGGCAAUAUUGCAUAAGAACUCAAAUCAAAGGCCAGACACAUUUUUUUGUCCCAAUUAACCAAUUAACACAGCAUUCACAGUAGUCCGAGCUAAACAGAGGGUUGGGUCUCACCAUUCUGUUUCACAUGAACUAUUCACUGUCCACGUCAGUGAAUUCUUGUGUUUUGACUCAUAGUGGUAGUGUUUUAUUACCAGACCCUGGUCAGUACUUGUAGUGUUAUUUUUGUAUUGCUGUAGAAACAAACUUACAAAAAGUCUGACACCUAACCUGCCCAUGGGGGUGUCCCAAGUCCCAUCCCUCUCCCUUCUUCUCCUAGUAAAUGUGCACAUGGUGUUUUCUGUUGCUCCCUCUCAUGGUAAACAGUGGUAUUGUAGGUGGCAGCACAAAUGAAGGGUCUCUGUGCACCCAGAAGAGGUCACUGUUGAUCAGUGUUACUUUGUGUCUCUGUAGGCAGGUCUGUGGGCCAGUGGGAGGGGCCUGACUGUAGACUCUGUACUCUCCCUGAUAUACUGGGUACUCUGUGUGUUGUAUCAUUCCAAGUGGCUGUAUCGACAACUGUUGUGAAAAUGAUGGGUAGAAAAAGAAAAAAACUUUAAUUUUUUUGUUAAAGAUGGAUUCUGUUUGGUUUUUUGAUUGACGACCUCCCCCCCGUCGCUCCCCCAGUGCAUGUAAUUCCUCUUGAGAUGCAAUAAAGACAUUGACUUAAAGAAAAA
Molecule: messenger RNA, 5218 nt
Organism: Anguilla rostrata (American eel)
Lineage: Eukaryota; Metazoa; Chordata; Actinopteri; Anguilliformes; Anguillidae
Gene: snap91a
Product: synaptosome associated protein 91a
Exons: 28
Coding region: 862-3534 (890 amino acids)
Biological process (GO): clathrin coat assembly; clathrin-dependent endocytosis; synaptic vesicle budding from presynaptic endocytic zone membrane
Cellular component (GO): clathrin-coated pit; extrinsic component of presynaptic endocytic zone membrane; clathrin-coated vesicle
Molecular function (GO): SNARE binding; clathrin heavy chain binding; phosphatidylinositol-4,5-bisphosphate binding
Source: RefSeq, a predicted model, not a curated record